AUUCCCGGUUCCCGCCCUCAGGCCCGGCCCAGCCCCGCCGGGCCCGGGCGCGGCCGCAGUCCCGGAGCCGCCGCCGCCUUCCCGUGGAGCCCCCGGCCGGGGAACCCUUCCCGGGCUGAGAGGAUGCAGCACCGCGGGGCCGGGUGACGCUAUCACGGGCAUGGCGGGCGCCUCGGUGAAGGUGGCUGUCAGAGUUCGGCCCUUCAGCGCGCGGGAGAGCAGCCGCCAGGCCAAGUGCGUUAUCCAGAUGCAAGGAAACACCACCUGCAUCACCAACCCCAAGCUCCCCAAAGACGCCACCAAACACUUCACCUUCGACUACUCGUACUGGUCCCACACCUCGGAGGAAGACCCAAACUUCGCCUCRCAGCGCCGAGUGUACCAAGAUAUCGGGGAGGAGAUGCUGGCACACGCCUUCGAGGGUUACAACGUCUGCAUCCUGGCUUAUGGCCAGACCGGCGCCGGCAAAUCCUACACCAUGAUGGGGCGGCAGGAGCCGGGGCAGCGCGGGAUCAUCCCGCAGCUCUGCGAGGAUCUGUUUGCCCGCGUCGCUCGGGAGGGGUCUCCUGAACUUUCUUUUUCUGUGGAGGUGAGCUACCUGGAGAUCUACUGCGAGCGGGUGCGGGACCUGCUGAACCCCAAAAGCCGGGGAGGGCUGCGGGUGCGGGAGCACCCCCUGCUCGGGCCCUACGUGCAGGAUUUGUCGCGUCUCGCCGUCGCGUCCUUCGCCGACAUCGCCGACCUCAUGGACAGCGGCAACAAAGCCAGGACGGUGGCAGCUACAAACAUGAACGAGACGAGCAGCCGCUCGCACGCCGUGUUCACCAUCGUUUUCAGCCAGCGCCGCCGGGACCCGCUGAGUGACCUCACCACAGAGAAGGUGAGCCGCAUCAGCCUGGUGGAUCUGGCGGGCAGUGAACGUGCUGACGCUUCAGGGGCUAAAGGCAUCCGCCUCAAGGAAGGUGCCAACAUCAACAAGUCCCUGACCACUCUGGGCAAGGUCAUCUCRGCUCUGGCUGAUGCGACCAACAAGAAAAAGAAGCCGGAUUUCAUCCCGUACCGGGAUUCAGUGCUGACCUGGCUGCUGAAGGAGAAYCUGGGCGGGAACUCACGCACAGCCAUGAUCGCGGCGCUGAGCCCGGCUGACAGCAACUACGAGGAGACUCUGAGCACGCUGCGCUACGCCGACCGCACGAAGCAGAUCCGGUGCCACGCUGUCAUCAACGAGGACCCGAACGCGCGGCUGAUCCGGGAGCUGCGGGAGGAGGUGACGCGGCUGCGGGAGCUGCUGAGCGCCCAGGGUCUCCAAGAUACCACCCCCUCUGCCCCCCCUGCUACAACCCCCGCCACCUUCAACGGGGCUCCAGGGCUGGAGUCCCCCCUGGGCCCCACUGAGGCCAUGGAGCGACUGCAGGAGACGGAGAAAAUCAUCGCAGAGCUCAAUGAGACGUGGGAGGAGAAGCUGCGGCGGACAGAGGCCCUGAGGCUGGAGCGGGAAGCGCUGUUGGCUGAGAUGGGGGUGGCUCUGCGGGAGGACGGUGGCACCGUUGGCGUCUUUUCCCCUAAAAAGACCCCACACUUGGUGAACCUCAACGAGGACCCACUGAUGUCCGAGUGCCUCCUCUACCACAUCAAGGACGGCGUGACCAGGGUGGGCAGUGUGGAUGUGGACAUCAAGCUGUCAGGGCCGUUCAUCCGGGAGCAGCACUGCCUGUUUCGCAGCCGCCCCGACCCCUCGGGGGAAGUUGUGGUGACCCUGGAGCCGUGUGAGGGGGCUGAGACCUACGUCAACGGGAAGCAGGUGACGGAGCCGGUGGUGCUCAAGUCGGGAAACCGCCUGAUUUUGGGGAAGAACCACGUGUUCCGCUUCACYCACCCGGAGCAGGCGCGGCGGGAACGGGAACGGGGGGUGUCCCCCGGGCCAGCCCCGGACUGGAAUUUGGCACAGCGGGAGCUGCUGGAGCAGCAGGGCAUCGAUAUGUGCCUGCAGAGGCUCCAGGAUCUGGAGAACCAACCCCAGCUGGAGAAGGAAGCAGCAGAGCAGCCGCAGCCCCCCGCCGCCAAUGACCCCCGGUGCUACGAGGCCGGCUGGCGCUUGAUCUCGUCGCUCCGCCAGGCGCUGCCGGCACCCGCCGUGCGCUCGGUGCUGCGCCGGGCCGGGCUGCCGGUACCGGGCAAACGCCGGGAGCCUCUGCGAGUUUAUCAGAUCCCGCAGCGCCGUCGGGGGUCAUCCCCGACCCCGUCCUCACCGUCCCCGUCCCCGUGGGUAACCAUGGCCGACCUGAAGGCUCAGGCUGUACGGGAGCUGAGCCUGGAGGUCGCCCUGCGGGAGCCGCGGCCGGCGAGGAGGGAGCUGGAGGCGCURAGCCUGGCGCGGCUGCGGGAGCUGUGCCGGCGCCACGGCAAACGCGAGCCCACGGAGCGGGAUGGCUGGAGAGCCGUGGCCAGGGACGUGUGGGAUGCCGUGGGUGGCGGUGAAGAGGACGAGRGYRGCGGUGGYGGYGGYGGUGGYGGUCCUGGAGAGCGGGUGAGCGAGGUGGAAGGGCUGCGGCUCCACCUGGACAGGCUGGCGGGGAUCCUGCACGAGGUGAAGCAGCAGAACAGCGCCAAGGACGAGCAGAUCCAGGCCCUGCGUGACCGCGUGGGGCAGAUGGAGCGCGUCAUCCCGCUGCUGCCGGACGAUGGCGAUGAAGCCGAUCCACCCCUGCAAGAACCUUCCCGGGAGGCCGCCCAGCCCGACAUGGACCGGGGGUCUCCCCCUCCUUCGCCCCCCUCGGCGGCAGCGGAGCGGCUUUGCCGGCUGAUGGAGCAGGACCCGGCGUUCCGGCGGGGGCGGCUGCGGUGGCUGCGCCAGGAGCAAGCCCGGCUUAUGGGAGGGGGUGGCCCGCAGCACCCCCAGCCCCCUCGCCGACCCCCUCGCUUCCACCCGGCUCCCCAGGACUCCAAGCUGCGCUUCCCCUUCAAGAGUAACCCCCAGCACCGCCUGGCCUGGGGGAGCGGCGGGGACUCUCCGCAAACCGAAAACARCGCGCCCUCGCCGCCCCCUCCCUCGGGGCGUCCCCGCCGGGGGUCCCUGGACCGGGGGUCCCCACCCCGUGUCCGCCGCCAGCGCUCGGCCCCCGACCUGAAGGCGCGGGGCCCCAUCCCUUAGCGGGGGUGGGAUUUUGGGGGACACGCCUUCCUUGGAAUGGACAAUCACGGCCUUUGCCACCCCCACAAUCGGGAGGUGUCCCCAGCGGGGACUCUCCCAGCUGCUGUCACACUGUCCCCCCCUCCGCCGCGUGUGUGUCUGUGGGAGGGGUCCUCGGGCAGGAGAACCCCUCCCCUUCAUGCAGAUGAGCCCCUAAUUAAGGGGGAUCCCGCUAAUUAAAAUGAAGCGCCUCAUUACGGACUCAUCCCACCCCAUUCUGGUGCCUCCUCUC
Molecule: messenger RNA, 3422 nt
Organism: Malurus melanocephalus (red-backed fairy wren)
Lineage: Eukaryota; Metazoa; Chordata; Aves; Passeriformes; Maluridae
Gene: KIF1C
Product: kinesin family member 1C
Exons: 22
Coding region: 161-3151 (996 amino acids)
Biological process (GO): microtubule-based movement
Molecular function (GO): microtubule binding; microtubule motor activity; ATP binding
Source: RefSeq, a predicted model, not a curated record